Messenger RNA from Phalaenopsis equestris, 1502 nucleotides. RefSeq names its product lysophospholipid acyltransferase LPEAT1. The record is from RefSeq and is a predicted model, not a curated record. The coding region runs from base 90 to 1280 and encodes 396 amino acids. Gene Ontology annotation, biological process: phospholipid metabolic process. The transcript is spliced from 8 exons. NCBI's taxonomy places the organism in Eukaryota, Viridiplantae, Streptophyta, Magnoliopsida, Asparagales, Orchidaceae. Gene Ontology annotation, cellular component: endoplasmic reticulum. Gene Ontology annotation, molecular function: lysophosphatidylethanolamine acyltransferase activity.
UCGUGUGUGUGGCUCGCUCUGGGCAUUUCCCACUCGCCUCUUCACGUGCAAUGACAAAAGAUCAUAGCUAGCGCUAGGGUUCUCCCCGAAUGGCUACAGAGCUAAAGGAUUUCGUUAGAAACAAUGGAUCCCACAGUUCGAACGAUGACUCGCCUGGCGUCGGACCAGACCAGUCAGGGAAAGCCGAGCAGCCGUUGCUCGAAUCGGAAUCAACUACCUCAAAAUCACAGUCGGCAGGCUGCAUCGUCUCUGCGAAUCUUGAUGACAUGGAGAAGAAGUAUGCUGCCUUCGUGCGGAGGGAUGCGUACGGCAUCAUGGGACGUGGGGAGCUGCCGAUGGUGGAGAAGUUCCUGCUCGGGAUCGCGAUGGUGACGCUCGUGCCGAUCCGACUUGUUGUGGGGAUAUGCAUCUUGGUGAUGUACUAUGUGAUCUGUCGGUUCUGCACUCUCUUUUCGGCUCCGAAUGGAGAGGACGAACAGGAAGACUACGCGCACAUGACUGGGUGGAGGAGGGAUGUUGUCGUGCAUUGUGGGAGGUUUUUAUCGAGGGCCAUGCUGUUUAACUUUGGGUUUUAUUGGAUCGAAGAGACUCGAUUGUAUUUGUCUGAGGAUGAGCAAAGUGAGCAAACUGAUGAAUUCAAAAGAGCAGGGGUGAUUAUAUCGAACCAUUUAUCGUAUUUGGAUAUCCUUUAUCACAUGUCAUCUUCUUUUCCAAGCUUUGUUGCAAAGAGAUCAGUAGCCAGGCUUCCUCUUGUCGGGAUAAUUAGCAAAUGCCUUGGCUGUGUCUUUGUACAGAGAGAGUCGAAAGCUUCUGAUUUUAAGGGCGUUUCAGGUGUUGUAACAGAAAGGAUUCAAGCGGCCCAUCUAAAUAUUCAUGCUCCAAUGAUGUUACUUUUUCCAGAAGGCACUACUACAAAUGGUGACUACCUUCUUCCAUUUAAAACGGGUGCCUUUCUAGCAAGGGUGCCAGUUCUUCCAGUAAUUCUAAGGUACCCUUACCAAAGAUUUAGUCCGGCAUGGGAUUCUAUAUCUGGGUUACGACAUGUGAUCUUGCUUCUUUGUCAAUUUAUCAAUUAUAUUGAGGUGACCCGUUUGCCUGUGUAUUACCCUUCUGAUGAAGAGGAGGGGGAUCCUAAACUUUUUGCUAGCAAUGUUCGAAAGUUGAUGGCUUCUGAGGGAAAUUUGAUACUUUCAGACAUUGGUUUACCAGAGAAGCGAAUCUACCAUGCCGCGCUGAAUGGUAAUAGUCUCCCUCGUGUUUUACAUCAGAAAGAUGAUUGAAAACUCAUGCUCUCAUGGUGGUUAGUCUAUAUUACUUGUUUUAGUGAAGAUGAACAACUAUGCAUGUUCUGUUGUAAGUUCUUCCUCCAUUAUUUUAUUUAGAAAGGCUUUCAUGCCUUUUGAGUCUACAUGAACCAUGUUCAUAAGUUCUAUGGUCUGGAGUCCUGUACAGUUUGAUGAAUUGUAGAGAACAUACAUUGUUGUGUUGAACAUGAGCCAUAA